Molecule: messenger RNA, 1320 nt
Organism: Saccostrea echinata
Lineage: Eukaryota; Metazoa; Mollusca; Bivalvia; Ostreida; Ostreidae
Product: serine/threonine-protein phosphatase 6 catalytic subunit
Exons: 10
Coding region: 36-947 (303 amino acids)
Biological process (GO): G1/S transition of mitotic cell cycle; peptidyl-serine dephosphorylation
Cellular component (GO): cytoplasm
Molecular function (GO): protein serine/threonine phosphatase activity
Source: RefSeq, a predicted model, not a curated record
UUUGAAUGGUAUAAAUUCAUCGAGGAAAAACAAACAUGGCGGAAAUCGAGAAGUGGAUUGAGGUAGCAAAAGAAUGUAAAUACUUGCCUGAAAAUGACCUUAAAAAACUUUGUGAUAUGGUCUGUGAACUUCUGCUUGAGGAGUCAAACGUCCAGCCUGUUUCUUCACCAGUAACAGUGUGUGGGGAUAUACAUGGACAGUUUUAUGACUUGAUGGAAUUAUUCCGAACAGGAGGGCAGUGUCCAGACACAAACUACAUUUUUAUGGGAGACUUUGUUGACCGUGGAUAUUAUAGUUUGGAAACUUUCACAUUGUUACUGACACUAAAAGCCAGAUGGCCAGACAAAAUAAUUCUGUUGAGAGGAAAUCAUGAAAGCAGACAGAUAACUCAGAUAUAUGGAUUUUAUGAUGAAUGUCAGUCUAAAUAUGGGAAUGCCAAUGCCUGGAGGUAUUGCUGUAAAGUGUUUGAUCUCCUCACAGUAGCAGCAAUUAUAGAUGAGUGUGUUUUGUGUGUCCAUGGAGGUCUGUCCCCAGAUAUAAAGACCAUUGACCAGAUUAGAACAAUUGAGAGGAAUCAAGAAAUCCCUCACAAAGGAGCUUUUUGUGAUUUGGUAUGGUCUGAUCCUGAGGAUGUUGAGACAUGGGCAAUCAGUCCCAGGGGUGCAGGAUGGCUCUUUGGGGCAAAGGUCACAAAUGAGUUUAUGCAUAUCAACAACCUGAAACUUAUAUGCAGAGCUCAUCAGUUAGUGCACGAAGGCUAUAAGUACAUGUUUGAUGAGAAACUUGUGACAGUCUGGUCAGCACCUAACUACUGUUAUCGAUGUGGAAACAUUGCAGCAGUUUUAUCAUUCAAAGAUCCAGACACAAGAGAGGCCAAAUUAUUCCGUGCUGUACCAGAACACGAGAGGGUCAUUCCAGCACGCACAACAACUCCAUAUUUUCUAUAGGACAGUCAUAAGUUUUUAAUUCAGCUUUUGGAUCGGUGACAGAUUUGGAACAAAAUAUAUAUUGUCUCAUUAAAUGAUAAAUGAAAUAACAGGAAAAUAGAUUACUCCAUUAGUAAAUUAAAAUUUAAAAAAAAGCUCAUAAAUUAUCAUGUGUUAUGACAAUUUACAUUGAUUGUAAAGCCUUCAGGUUGUUUUCAUUUUUUCACAUAAGAAUGUGAAAAAGUAAACAUUUCUCAUGGAUUUUAGAACGUUUAUAACAUACGCAGACAUUAUCAAAACAUUGAAGAGCAUGUCAAUUUAAAACCUCUUUAUUGAAAUCUGAUCUUUUAUAAUUGUGUUUGUAAAUAAUGUAAAUAAAUGUAUUUUUAAACAA